This is a messenger RNA of Tetrahymena thermophila SB210, 1065 nucleotides long. RefSeq names its product transmembrane protein, putative. Lineage: Eukaryota; Ciliophora; Oligohymenophorea; Hymenostomatida; Tetrahymenidae. The record is from RefSeq and is a predicted model, not a curated record. The transcript has 11 exons.
AUGCAAGCUCUUAUUUUAAAGUUAAUUAUUUUAGUUUCUAUCCCAAUUAUUAUAGGUGUUGGAAUAGUUUUAACUAUAUUCUAUUAGCAGCUUUGGCUUGCGCUCGAUGAAUGGGAAAGAGACAGUAACAUAUGGAUAAAUCAGACGCAGUAAUAAAUCCUAUACAAUUCUGUACUAUCACAAUAACUUCUAGAAUAGUACAGCUUUAACUAACUCUAAUUACAUAUGGUGGUUAUGAAAAGUUUACUAUCAAAAUAUUAAUAAUCUAUCAUCAUACAAAAUCCUACAGCUAAUUUUACAGUUUGUUCAUAUAGAGAAUUGAUAUUCAAUUAAUGUGCUUAAAAUGUUUAUGACUAAUUAAACGAAAAUAUAUUCUAUGCAGAUAUAGUUUCUUUUUAUGCAAGGGCAUCUUUUCUAGCAACUCAAACUGAAGGACUUAUCUAAUUGAUAUAUUUAUAUAACUCUGAUACAACUUCUAUUUCAUAUGGCGUACCUUCAGGGUUUUAUAACUAUACAGAUUCUGAUUAUGAAACCUGUAUGGGUAACGGUUACAUAGAACCAUAUGAUCCAAGAUGUAGAUCUUGGUACACCUACGCUUAAUAAUAAAAAAACAACUAAAAUAAUAAUGAGAUAAAGAAAAUAUAAAUUUCUGAUUUAAAUUUAUAUUAAAUGAAAAGAUACUUCAUUUAUGAGCCUUAUAUUGAUGCUGUUAUUAUUAGUUUACUGUCAACUCUUUCUAGUUAAAUUGAUUAUAAAAACGAGUUUUAUUCUGUAUAUAGUAUCGACUUCGGAAUGUAUUUUAUCAUCCUAUGCUAAUAUUUUAAAAGGUAUUGUCUUGGGCAGAUUUAGAAUAUAUUAAUAUAAAUUAAUUUUGCAGCGAUUCCGUGGAAUUAAUGUAAUAAUGCUAUAACUAAAAAGAAGAUUUUUCUAGUUAAAUAGAUCAGACAAUACAAUUUAUCAAAAGUGCAUAAGCAUAAUUUUCCCUAUCAAGAGCUAGAUGAAAGGAUUUAAUAACUAAGAGCCAUAUUCUUACGCUAUAAUAAUGACAGCAAGAGUAAUAACUGA